AUGACACGCGGAUCAAGAAGCUUGGUUACCAUUGGCACGGGUAUGGAUCACGUCCGAUCGACGAUGAGAUACCGCUGCGGUUGUUGCACAAUUCGCCGGAACACGACGAGGGCGACGCCGACGACGACGAGUUGUUGA
Aphanomyces astaci is the source of this 138-nucleotide messenger RNA. RefSeq lists its product as hypothetical. Bases 1 to 138 code for a protein of 45 amino acids. The record is from RefSeq and is a predicted model, not a curated record. The transcript has 2 exons. Lineage: Eukaryota; Oomycota; Saprolegniomycetes; Saprolegniales; Verrucalvaceae.